AUGAUGACGCAUGAAACGGAUGAUAAUCACAUUUAUCGACGCCUGUUACGUUUACCAAAUGAACAACCAUCAGAGGCACAAACAAGAAAAAAAGGGCUCGUGUGCGCUAUUUGUGGAGGUCGAGCUAUUGGUUACAAUUAUGAUGCAAUCAGUUGCGCAUCGUGCAAAGCAUUUUUCAGUAGAAAUGCACAAAAUUCAAUCGAAAGACUUGUGUGUAUCGGUACAGGCAUGCGAAAAGAGUUAAUUCAUACUACUGAACAAAAACAACGUCGAAAACAUCGAAUGGACGAAUUGAAUCAACGAGUCAAUAAGUCAGGGUCAGAAUCAGAAAAGAUCACGGCAAUUGAGCCAACAGUCUCAUCAUUAGAGUAUGAAAAACUUGUUGAACUAUCUGUCACCGAUCGUCUUCAAAUACAAUCUAUUGAAACGGCCUUUCUAAUUUCUCAUCAGUCGUUGAUUACACCACCAUUUCCCAUAUAUCCUACACAUCUGACUGAUAAAAUGUCGGGAAUAUUAUCAAUAAUGGAUUGGUACAAUUUUUCUGCGUUAAAACUAAUCAAUUAUUUUAAAACUAUACCCGAAUUUGAUCAAUUAGACGAAAAUGAUCGUUUUGUACUUGUUAAACACAAUUUAAUUCAUAUAUUUAUACUUGAAAGCUCAACAUUUUUCAAUGCUGUCACUGAAACAUGUUUAGAAUUAACUAACAAAGAUGAUAUUCAGCAAUUUGAUGAAUUUUACACAUUUUGUCAUAACGAUGAAAUACGUUUAAAUUUUAAACAAUUAAUGCAUACAUUAACGGAAAUAACAAUGGACAAUCGAAUCAUCAUUUAUUUACUCAUCAAUGUUAUUAUAUUUUCAACAGGUCUAUCACUCAACGAAGAGAGUAAUUUACUAUUGUCUGAUUUAUCUCGAGUUCAUAAUGCACAAUGUAAAUAUACUGAUUUGUUAUAUCGAUAUUUGAUAGAACAGUAUGAUGAUGACACAGCCGUUACAAUAUUUUCACAGUUAAUGGCACAAAUAUUGAGAAUCCAGUUAACGAUGAGAAAUUAUCGAUCGUACAUACGAGAUGAAAUUGACGAUGUGAAUAAGCUCAAUCCGUUGGCUCAAACAAUUCUUCAGCUCUCUUAA
Messenger RNA from Didymodactylos carnosus, 1128 nucleotides. The record is from the annotation of a GenBank genome assembly. Lineage: Eukaryota; Metazoa; Rotifera; Eurotatoria; Philodinida; Philodinidae.